Molecule: messenger RNA, 608 nt
Organism: Papaver somniferum (opium poppy)
Lineage: Eukaryota; Viridiplantae; Streptophyta; Magnoliopsida; Ranunculales; Papaveraceae
Product: heavy metal-associated isoprenylated plant protein 45-like
Exons: 3
Coding region: 60-509 (149 amino acids)
Molecular function (GO): metal ion binding
Source: RefSeq, a predicted model, not a curated record
GAAACAUUAUUACAAGCCAAGUUCUUCUUCGUAAUCAAAAGCAACCAAACUUAUUCGAGAUGUUUCGAUGUUUCAAAGAAUCAGAGCGGCCAUCAUCCAAUGCUCUGUCUACCGUAGAGCUUCUUGUUCAUAUGAACUGUGAAGGAUGUGAAAGAAUGGUUAAGAAAGCAAUCUCCAAGUUAGAAGGGGUUGAUUCAAUAGAUAUAGAUAUGGAUAAUCAAAAAGUAACAGUGACGGGAUACGUAGACCAAAGGCAGGUGCUGAAAAUGGUGAGACGAACAGGAAAAAAAGCUGAGUUCUGGCCGUACCCAUAUGAUGCAGAGUAUCAUCCGUUUGCAGCUCAAUAUUUAGAAGACUCUACAUUUUCGUCGACGUAUAAUUACUAUCGACACGGUUAUAACGAGAGUGUUCAUGGAUACUUCCCUAACUUCCCGUUUUCUACCAUCAUCGACGAUCAUACCGCCCAUUACUUCAGCGAUGAGAAUGUUCAUGCCUGUACUAUCAUGUAGUGAUGACGAUCAACAUUAAUGUGAUCAACUUCAACUUCCAUUAUUAGUUGACACUGCCUCUUUAAUUCAUUAUGCAACUAGGCAUUCAUACUCUAAAAA